AUGCGUACCUUCGUUGUGGCGUCGAUCCUGUGCGUAGGCUUUGCCUCCGCCUAUCCGCAGCAGGCCGUCGAUCCGGCCUAUCUGCGGCAGUACUACCAGCAGAUCGCCCAGGCAGCCGGUGCCCAAGGCACGGCUCAGGGACGGGCUGAUGGGACCCCGAUCUACGAGCAAGGUGCCCAGGAACAGCAGCACAUCCCACAGUACCUGCCACAGGGACAACAGAUUCGUCUGAAGGAUAACGUCCACGAUCAGGUCCAGCGUUCUCAGUACCAGCAGCCACAGGCUCGCCAGUACCAGCCUCAGUACCAGCCACAGCAGAUCCAGUACGUGCAGGAGCAGCAGUACCAGCAGCCCCAGCCGCAGCCUCAGCUGAAGGUGUCCAAGCCUCGGCCACAGUACCUGCAGGGAGGCCAGAAGCAACCGCUCGAGGAAGACCAGGAGGACUAUGAUCCCAAUCCUUCCUAUCAGUUCGGUUUCGACGUGAAGGACGAUGAGUUCACCAACUACCAGAACCGCAAGGAAACGCGCGACGGCAACGUGAUCAAGGGCAGCUACUCGGUCGUCGACUCGGACGGGUUCAUCCGCACCGUCACCUACACGGCCGACCCGAAGGAGGGCUUUAAGGCCGAGGUCAGCCGCCAGCCGACGGACAUCGUGGUCAAGAUCCCGACACCGGCCCCACAGUCCAGCCACCACGAGCGCUUCGCUCAGUCUAGUCAGCCCCAGUCGAACGGUGGCUACCGUCUUCAGCAGCAACCCCAGCACCAGCAGCAGCAGCAGCAACAGCAGAGACCCAGACCGCAGGAGUACACCCAGUACCAGUAA
Anopheles bellator is the source of this 825-nucleotide messenger RNA. It is a transcript of the gene Cpr66D, whose product is annotated as transcription factor SPT20 homolog. Gene Ontology annotation, cellular component: extracellular matrix. The record is from RefSeq and is a predicted model, not a curated record. The transcript is spliced from 4 exons. Bases 1 to 825 code for a protein of 274 amino acids. NCBI's taxonomy places the organism in Eukaryota, Metazoa, Arthropoda, Insecta, Diptera, Culicidae.